This is a messenger RNA of Dichotomopilus funicola, 2130 nucleotides long. RefSeq lists its product as uncharacterized. Gene Ontology annotation, biological process: protein processing. Bases 1 to 2130 code for a protein of 709 amino acids. The transcript has 4 exons. NCBI's taxonomy places the organism in Eukaryota, Fungi, Ascomycota, Sordariomycetes, Sordariales, Chaetomiaceae. Gene Ontology annotation, molecular function: metalloendopeptidase activity. Gene Ontology annotation, cellular component: plasma membrane. The record is from RefSeq and is a predicted model, not a curated record.
AUGGGUCAGUGGCAGAGCUCCGAGAUCUGCUCGACGCCGGCGUGUGUCCAUGCGGCGUCUCAUGUGCUCUCGAAUAUGAUUCCCGACUGGUCCUCGAUGGAUCCAUGUACAGACUUUGACAAGAUGGUUUGUUAUGGCGCGUUCGAGAACGAUGGCGACAACGGCGGCACCUUCGCCGACCUCCAGGGGCGUACCAGCCGUGUCCUCCGCAAGAUUUUAGAGAGCAGCACCACGAAACAGGCCACCGACUUCAAGUCCACCUUUCUCACGGCCCGCAGCGCCGGUGCCAACGUAGCCGAAUACAACUUUGACAUGCUGCGCACCGCAUACGACGACUGCAUGGACACCACGGCGAUUACCAAGGCGGGGGUCACACCUCUGACGAACGUGAUUGUGUCGAUCAAUGAGAUCUGGUCAGUGAGUCCCACGGAUCUGACCUCGACGAUCAAGCCCGGUGAUUACGACAACCUGCACGCGGCCGUACUCGCGCUGGAGCAGCUGGGAAUUCCCAUCUUCCAUGACCUCUGCAGUUCUACAGACCCGGUCAUGGCGGACCCUCUGAACUCGAAACGCAACACGAUCUGCUGGACUGGACCCAGGCCGUAUCUGGCGUCUAACACGACCAUGUAUUUCGACGAGGCCGCUAUGGACUGGUACAGGGCGCGCAUAGGCAAGGUCUUUGCGAUGGCGUAUCCCGAUAUCAGCAGCAAGUCGGCCCAAAACUUGGGCGCGGCCGUGGCUGACUUCGAGGCAAAUUUUGUGAAGACCGCGCUCGAAUACCAGAAAACCCUGCCGAACCCCGGUGACCUUUAUAGCACUGUCAAGAAUGUGAGCGUGGCCGAUAUCGCCAAGCAAGCCCCUGUUUUCGGGUUUGACACGAUCAUUGCUGGCUUGACCCCCGCCAACGAGGCCCCCGCGCUCAUCCUCCUCGACUCGCCCGCGGUCUGGCCAACUUUCUCCAAGCUCGUGGCCCAACACUCCCCCGCCGCCAUCCAUGGGUACGUGCUGUGGAGGGCCAUCAAUAGCCUGCUCGAGGACGUGUCCGACCCCCAGCUCAACGCGGCACUGAACAUUGAGGUCCAGCAACCCCGCUGGAAGAUCUGUGUGGCCAAGAUGGACACCAUGUUACGGCACAUCAAGGACCACUACUUCCUCUCAGCGACCUACACGAACCUGACGAUGCAGGCGGCCGACAAGAUGACGACCAAUAUCCGCGCGCAGCAGCGCAAGCGCUUCGGCGAGCUUGCCUGGAUGAGCGACGAGUCCAGGGCGCGUGCGAUCAAAAAGGCCGACAAUAUGAUCCAGAACAUCGGCUUCCCGACCGAGAACCCGGACAUCCGCUCGUCCGCCUCCAUCGCGGACUACUAUGCUGGACUCAACUUCACCGCCGGGGCCGGGCACUUCUACAACAGCCUUGCCGCCCGCCGCCAUGCGACUGCCAAGAGCUACGGCGCCGUCUCGACCCCGCCCAACCGCCGUGACAUCAUGAACGUCGCCGAGGUGAACGCCUUCUACACCCCCAGCGCUAACGCCAUGAUCAUCCCCGCGGGCAUCUCCCAGCUGCCCAUUUUCCACUACCACCUGCCGGACUACGCGCUGUACGGCGGUCUCGGCUCCGUCAUCGGCCACGAGAUCUCACACGGCUUCGACAACAACGGCCGGCUGUGGAACGAGGACCACGAGUACAGAACCUGGUGGGACAACAACACCAUCGCGGGCUUCGAACAGCGCGCGCAGUGUUUCAUCGACCAGUACUCCGGCUACACCGUGGAUAUCCCCGGCGGCAAGACGGCCCACGUCAACGGUGCGCAGACGCUGGCCGAGAACCUGGCUGAUGCGGGCGGCAUCCGGGCGGCGUAUGCCGCGUGGGUCGAGGAACGGAAGUCGAUGCCCAACACAUGGAACCAGAAGCUGCCCGGCCUGGAGGACUUCACGCCGGAGCAGUUGUUCUUUAUUUAUCAGGCGAAUAUGUGGUGCAGUGCCGUCACACCGGCGCAGGCGGCUCAGUUGUUGGCGACGGAUGUGCACUCCCCGAAUCUGCUGCGGAUUAAGGGGAUGAUGGAGAACUCAGCCGAUUUCAAGAAGGCAUUCCAGUGCCCGGAUCAGAAGCCCAAGUGUGAGCUGUGGUAA